AUGAUGGACGAGGAAGACGAGGAUGGAGUGGACGAUGAGCUUGACUCAGAUGAAUCCGGUGGAUCCGAUAAUUCAGAUGACAACGAGGAGGAGGAUCCGAUCCCCUCUUCUUGGAACCAUGAUUUGUCGGAGGCAAUGAUAGUGGAUGAUCGGCACGAUUCAGCCUGGGAGUACAGCAUGAACACCAUCUCAAUUGGUGCUAGAUAUGAUGACAAGAGACAUCUGCAGGAAGCAAUCACUCAGUGGGCAAUGAACACGCAAAGGGUAUUCAGAACCACUGUUUCAAGUCAGAAAUUCUUGACAGUGGUCUGCAGUGAUGCUAGAUGUCCAUCAAGGGUGCAUGGGUACUGUCCGAAGUAUGACACAACAUGGAUUGUGAAUGACUUCGUGCCGCACACCUGUGUCCUUAAGAGUAUGCUGAAGGAUCACCGAAACCUUACAUCCACUCUGAUUGCUCGCCUGUUCUACAAGGAGAUUGUAGAGAAUACAGCGAUGGGGGUUAAAGCCAUCCAGAAAAGAGUUCACCUCCAAUAUAAUUAUGUAAUUGAAUAUGGCAAGGCAUGGAGGGCUAAACAGACGGCACUGGAGAAGAGAUUCGGGACCUUCUAUGAUGCUUAUGACGGUGUCGUCCGUCUCCUGCAGACAUUGAAGGACCGGAAUCCGGGCACCCAUGUGGACAUAGAAGACUUUGUGAUACCACAGUUCCCUAAUGUCAGGGUUCUGCACAGGGUGUUUUUCGCAUUCAGCAUAUGCAUCGAGGCUUUCAUGCACUGUCGUCCGGUGAUGUGUGUAGAUGGAACUUUUCUUACAGGUAGGUACAGGGGUCAGAUUCUGACUGCCAUUGGAGUGGACGGCAACAAUCGAAUUGUGUCUAUCGCAUUUGCAUUUGUUGAGAGUGAGAACACUGCUAGCUGGUUAUGGUUCUUCAGGCAGUUAAAAAAAUCGAUAGUGAAAGAUCGCCCAAAUGUGAGCGUGCUCCAUGACAGGCAUGCAGGUAUACUUGCGGCUAUCAAGACGCUGAAAGAAGCCGGACCUGAUGAAGAGACGCCAUGGCAGGAUAUGCAGAGUAGGUGGUGCAUGCGCCACCUAGGGGCCAAUUUUUUCUCGCAGUUUAGGAGCAAGGGUCUUAUCAAUCUGUUCAAGAAGUUGUGCAAGCAGAAUCAAGAAUGCAAGUACACUUUUCUCCGUGGCAAGCUGGAUGAGUUCACAAAGGACCAUGUGCGACACAGGUUAGCCGCGCGAGCUGCAUUAGCAGCAGCUCAUGCAGCAGCUGUGGCACAGGGUACACAGGUUCCGGAAGCCCCCGAGCCAGAUCCUAUUGGGCUAUGUGACCUGCCUGGAUUUGACCCACCCAAUACUAGAAGGAGGCCUGGACGACGGAUUAAAAUUUUUGCAGAGUGGAUAGAGCACGAGCCAUUAGAAAGGUGGUCUUUGCUGCAUGACACACAUGGAGCUAGGUACGGUGUGAUGACUACCAACCUAGCUGAAUCAUACAACUUCGUGCUUAGGGGAAAUAGGGCAUUGCCGCUGACAGCCCUUGUGUAG
Messenger RNA from Lolium perenne, 1545 nucleotides. The record is from RefSeq and is a predicted model, not a curated record. NCBI's taxonomy places the organism in Eukaryota, Viridiplantae, Streptophyta, Magnoliopsida, Poales, Poaceae.